Molecule: messenger RNA, 2421 nt
Organism: Tupaia belangeri chinensis (Chinese tree shrew)
Lineage: Eukaryota; Metazoa; Chordata; Mammalia; Scandentia; Tupaiidae
Product: vomeronasal type-2 receptor 116
Exons: 6
Coding region: 1-2421 (806 amino acids)
Biological process (GO): G protein-coupled receptor signaling pathway
Cellular component (GO): plasma membrane
Molecular function (GO): G protein-coupled receptor activity
Source: RefSeq, a predicted model, not a curated record
AUGAUAUACACCUCAGUCCAACCAGUUGAGUACAUUAUACACACCAUCAACAGGUGGCAAUGGAACAACUAUCAAUAUUUAUUGGCUUUCCUCUUUGCCAUUGAGGAGAUCAACAAGAGCCCCAAUCUGCUUCCCAAUCUUUCUCUGGGAUAUGAUCUCUAUAAUGCAAUUCCCAGUUACCAAAGGACCUUGGAGAGUGCUCUGUUUUUGCUCUCUGCAGGGAAUCAGACCCUGCCCAACUACAACUGCCAGUCACAGAAACAAUCUCUUGCCAUCAUUGCAGGAAAUGUACCAACAUUUUCAGCCCAAAUUGGAACUCUUUUGGAGCUCUAUAAAAACCCACAGGUCACAUAUGGUCCUUUUGAUCCCAUCCUAAAUGAUAAAGACCAGUUUCCAUCAGUUUAUCAGAUGGCCACCAAAGACAGCUCUUUGGCACACGGGAUCAUUGGGUUAUUGCUGCAUUUUGGCUGGACGUGGGUGGCACUCUAUGUAUCCAGUGAUAUGCAUGGGGAGCAGUUCCUUCACGAUCUAAACACAAAGAUGACAGAAAAGGACAUCUGCGUGGCCUUUGCAGAAAGACUCCCUCCCACAGUAGGUAGCUAUACAGCACGUGAUUUUACUUUUUUGACUAGGAUCAGAAUUUCAUCUGCAAAUGUGUAUAUAAUACUUGGUGAUGAAGGGAGUGUUUGGAGCCUGGGAAUAGUAAAGGAAUUCUAUUUAAUCUUGGGAAAGGUGUGGAUCAUGAGAAAUCUCCAUCCAUAUCAGUGGGACGGUAUUUUGGCUACCAUGUUUAACAUGCCAUACUUUUUCCAUGGAAGCCUCUUAUUUUCAAACCAGAAAAGGAAAAUCUCUGGUUUCAAACAAUUUCUAAAGACAGUCAACCCUUCCCAAUAUCCAGAAGACUUUUACUUAACUAAAGUCUGGAUUUCAUUUUUUAAUUGCUCACUUGCUGGAUCACUAUGUGGGAAACUUCGAGAAUGCCCACCAAAUUCUUCUUUAGAGUUGAUGCCAUCUUAUAUGGACCUUAUGACUGUGUCUGACUCCAGCUAUUUUAUCUAUAAUGCUGUGUAUGUGGUGGCCCAAGUUCUUCAUAAGAUGCUUUUGCAGAAAAUAGAAAUGAGAUCUCCAGGAGAUGCAGACCAGCCUAUUCUUCUUCCCUGGCAGCUGCAUCCAUUUCUAAGGAAAAGCCAAUUAAUAAACAGCGCUGGGAAUAACAUGACACUUGAUGAAAAAAGGAAGUAUGUGACACAGUAUGAUAUCCAGAACCUUGUGAACUUUCCCAAUGACAGCUGGCUGCUGGUUAAAGUAGGAGACUUUUUCUACAAAACUCGCCAUGAUCAAGGCUUGGUUGUCAAUGAAGAAAUGAUAAAAUGGCCUGUUAGUUUCAAGAAGACGCCUGAAUCUGUGUGUAGCCAGAGCUGUGUUCCUGGAUUCCAGAAAAUUCACCAAGAAGGAAGACCAGUGUGCUGCUUUAUUUGUGUUUCUUGCACAGAUAGAGACAUUUCAAAUCAAACAGAUGCAGAACAGUGUAUUCAGUGCCCAGCUGAAGAGUAUCCAAACACUGAGAGGACUCACUGCCUCCCCAAGCCUGUGAUAUUCCUGGCUUUUGAGGAUUCUUUGGGGAUGGCUCUGGCCUGCAUGGCUCUGUGUUUCUCUGUGGCCACAGCUGCAGUUCUGGGGGUCUUUUUGAAGCACCAAGACACUCCCAUAGUCAAGGCCAAUAACCAGCCUCUCAGCUUCAUUUUGCUUAUCUCUCUCCUCCUAUGCUUCCUCUGCUCUCUGCUGUUCAUUGGCCACCCCAACACAGCUACCUGCAUCCUCCAGCAUGUCACAUUUGGUCUUGUGUUCACUGUGGCUGUCUCCACCAUUUUGGCCAAAACAAUCACCGUGAUUCUGGCAUUCAAGGCCAUGAAGCCUGGAAGAAUAAUGAGGCGCUUGCUGCUAUCAGGGGCUUCUAACUCUGUUGUUCCCAUUUGUUCCCUAAUCCAAGUGAUUAUCUGUGGAAUCUGGUUGGGAACCUCUCCCCCUUUUGUUGACAUAGACUCACACACUGAGCCCAGAAACCUCAUCAUCAUGUGCAACAAGGGCUCUGUCACUGCCUUCUACUGUGUCCUGGGAUACUUGGGGUUCUUGGCCUUGGGGAGCUUCACUGUGGCUUUCCAGGCCAGGAACCUGCCUGACACAUUCAAUGAAACCAGGUUCCUCACAUUCAGCAUGCUGGUGUUCUGCAGUGUCUGGGUCACCUUCCUCCCUGUCUACCACAGCACCAAGGGGAAGCUCAUGGUGGUCGUGGAAGUCUUCUCCAUCUUGGCUUCUAGUGCAGGGCUCCUAGGCUGCAUCUUUGCCCCCAAGUGCUUCAUCAUUCUGAUAAGACCUGACAAGAACUGCUCAAAAGGUUUAAGAAAACAUAAGGGGUUCUAG